Ilex paraguariensis (yerba mate) is the source of this 1402-nucleotide messenger RNA. Lineage: Eukaryota; Viridiplantae; Streptophyta; Magnoliopsida; Aquifoliales; Aquifoliaceae. The record is from the annotation of a GenBank genome assembly.
AGGUAAUGUGAUUACUGUGAGCAGAAAAGCUCACCUUUUGAAACUUAUGUUUUCACAUGGGGCCCUCUUGGUGAUUGCUUAUGUGUUUCCCUGAAGGUAAAGAACAUUUGGUUCAAUCGAGGAGGCCUGACACCCUUGUGCCUUGACCAUGUACUGCUUGAGAUGUAUGAUGCUGGUGACAUUUUGCGUUGUGAUGAUCUUGUGGAUACAACAAGUGGAAGACUCUCCCAGAUUUUCAGAAGAAUAGUUCAUCUGACGGGUUUAUCUUGGUCCUCAACUCCAGUUGAUUUUACUGAAGAUCAUCUCAUUCUUUGGCCACUAUUGAAAGAGAAAGCUGCUGAAGUUGUCAAAGUUUUAUCUGAAAACCAUUGGACUUCUUCAUGCAUCAUUACAACUAGGAAAUUUCAGGAGAUAUGUGGAGGAUCCAUGGAAGCAUCUGCAGUCUUGUGUCACUUGUCAGGGUGCAGGAAAGCAAAGUACCUUGUAAUCAACAAACAGGAGCUAAUGGAGGGCGUGAAAGUCUCUCUCUCGCCGGGCACAGUUUGUGCUACCACCAGUCUAGAUUACAAUAUUUUGUAUUUAAUUUGCACUUUGGAAAAGCUUCAACAACAGCUUGACGUGAUUGACGAACGUUGUGAAAAGUCCAGAAAAUCAGGCUUAGCUUCUCUGAAAUCUGGGAAUAAAGUAGUUGCCUUGAGGCAUGCAAGGGAAUUAAAAUUGGCUUCCCAAAGUAGAGAGAAAUGUACAACACUUUCAAACCGAGUGGAGGAAGUUCUCAGAGUUAUUGCAGAUGCUGAAUGUUCGAAAAAGGUUUCUGAAGCCAUCCAAAUUGGUGCAAGAGCAAUAAAGGAAAAUAAGAUCAGCUUGGAAGAAGUUGAGCUCUGUUUACAAGAACUUGAUGAAAGCCUUGAUUCACAGAAGCAAGUUGAAAUAGUUCUAGGGUCAACUUCAUCUUAUGCAGCGACUGAAGAUGAAGAUCUUGAAGAAGAGUUGAAAAAACUGGAGCUGGAAGUUGGCACCGACUGUGUGCAAGAGCCAGUGUCAGAAACUGGAGUGUAUAUUUCAGUUGGUGAAGCACGGGUUUCAGAAAAUUCUGAAUCACUGAGUAAAGCCUUAUCUAAUCUUAAGCUUACAGAUAGGGCAGCCAUGGAAACAGUGACCCAGGAUUUUAAUGACUCAACAAGAAACUACUCAUCAAAAGAUUUGGAUCUUGAAGCUGCUUAGCCAAUAGUUUGUCCGCUCAGUUAUUUGUUUACAUCUUGAUUUGUGGUAAAAAUGUCACCUCUUUCCAUCAAUAGUAGUUCAUGCUUGAUACAUGGUUCUGUAAAUAAUCUCUACACGGAUUGGGUGAUACACAAGAUGUGCAAGUAUAUGAGAACUCGAAUGAAUGAAACUAACAUAA